This is a messenger RNA of Musca domestica (house fly), 675 nucleotides long. Its product is annotated as rhodanese domain-containing protein CG4456. The record is from RefSeq and is a predicted model, not a curated record. Gene Ontology annotation, cellular component: mitochondrion. Gene Ontology annotation, molecular function: thiosulfate-cyanide sulfurtransferase activity. The transcript is spliced from 3 exons. NCBI's taxonomy places the organism in Eukaryota, Metazoa, Arthropoda, Insecta, Diptera, Muscidae. The coding region runs from base 68 to 499 and encodes 143 amino acids.
UGCCCCACAAACAGAGAUCAGUUCAAACAGUUGACAGAAGGAAAACAAACGCCUACGAAUCGCUACAAUGUUCCAAGUUAAGAAUUCAAUCGUUCUGGGCAUUCUUUUGUGUUCCGGUCUACUACAUUCAAGCUCUGCAGAUGAUGGAAGUCCUGUUAAGGAUUUCGCCACAUACGAAGAGGUGAAAGACUUACCAAACCAUCCAGAAAAGUAUUUAAUUGAAGUCAGGAGUCGGGAUAUGGUUGAAAAUGAUGGUGCCAUUCCGACAAGUAUAAACAUACCAUUCACCGAACUGGAAGCUGCUUUAAUGAUGGAGGACAACGAAUUCAAACAAAUAUACGGACGUGAAAAGCCACCCAAGGAUGCUGUUGUCAUAUUCACGUGCCUUGGCGGACAGUAUGCGCAGAUGGGAGCUGAUUUGGCCCGAUCUAAGGGCUGGGCAAAGGCUAAACCCUAUUUGGGCUCGUGGAUGGAAUGGUCAAAGAGGGAAGGCCUCUAAAAUCAACUGAUACAUGCAAUGUACGAAGUAACCAAUCGCAGGCGAAGCAAUACAAAUUUACAAUAGUUAUAUAUUAUAGGGCUCCUCGAACCUCUUCUUUAUUUAUUAAAUUACAAUUUUAAUAGCGACGUUUACAUGUAAAUAAAACCAACAUCGAUUUAAGGUUGCAUUCAAAA